This is a messenger RNA of Staurois parvus, 408 nucleotides long. NCBI's taxonomy places the organism in Eukaryota, Metazoa, Chordata, Amphibia, Anura, Ranidae. The record is from the annotation of a GenBank genome assembly.
AUGUACAUACACACACAUACAGACACACACGUACAUACACACACAGACACAUGUACACACACAUACAUGUACAUACACGCAAACACAUGUACAGAUACACACAUAUACAUACAAACAGACACCCCCCCCCCCAUAAAAAGUUGCAGUACUUCGUUGUUCACUCACAGAGCCGGGUACUGCACUCUAGGGGGAGGCAGAGAGCACAGCACACACUCCUCUUUGCUUUGCUUUCACUGCACUCAGCUAUUGAGCAGUCUGACGGCUCCCAGUGCCAAUGACAGCUCCGGCCUGAGCUCCAAGCCUGCUCAGCAAGACAACCCUGGGGGACACACUCGCCCCACCAUAAUUUCCACUUGCCAUUGGCGAGCAGGAGAGUGGAAAUUUCAAGCCCUGACUAUACCAUUGCGG